Molecule: messenger RNA, 2026 nt
Organism: Anopheles stephensi (Asian malaria mosquito)
Lineage: Eukaryota; Metazoa; Arthropoda; Insecta; Diptera; Culicidae
Gene: Sar1
Product: GTP-binding protein SAR1b
Exons: 5
Coding region: 849-1430 (193 amino acids)
Biological process (GO): endoplasmic reticulum to Golgi vesicle-mediated transport; vesicle organization; membrane organization
Cellular component (GO): endoplasmic reticulum exit site; COPII vesicle coat
Molecular function (GO): GTP binding; GTPase activity
Source: RefSeq, a predicted model, not a curated record
UUCGGUCGGUAGCGACACGUUCACUUGCAGUGUACGCUGUUGUGGCUCAUCAAAUCUCGACCCUCCUCAUCUAAGCCGUUUUGGGCACGUCUUGCACCGCCAUAGGCUUGCCGUUAUGAAAUUUGUAUGUGCGUUACGCCGUUGUCUCGAAAGUUAAUGACGCGUCGUGGCUGCGAAGGAAAGGAGGAGGGUAUAUACGAUCGAGGUCGUCCUGGGAGCAUCGUACGUCCGUCCGUCCGUCUGUGUUCCACGUAUAUAAAACCAACUUAAAACCCUUAAUGAAGUACCUCUUCUUUCAAGUUCAAGUGCUUAAUCGAAACAUUUCAUCGUUCAAGGUGGCAAUAGAUAAACGUAUGUGUGAUGCAGAUAAAAUUCAGCCCCGUUUCAAAUAGAGGUGGUGGUAGGAAAUUGGGCCAAAAAUGCUACCAGUGGGAUGGUUGAGUUAUGUAUGUGGUAUGGUAAUUAGCGUACCAAUACGGGACAGCAAUAGUGAAAAAAACGGACAGACGGGCAAGAGGUUAUAAAAUUGAACGCAGCAGGCUGCGUUCGUUGCAAAACACAAAGGAAAAAGGGUAAAGUUCAUUAGUGGCGACGGUAAAGCAGAAAUCAUGCUCGAUUGCGAGCCCGGAACGAUCACGUACACACUGACAGCAGGAACCCAGCAGGACGUGCGCGCAUUCUAUACACGCAUGCAUCGGAUACGCAAAGUAACCCUAUCGUUGCGUUAACGGCUUGUGUUUGUUUGGCCGUCGGGGAGCGUGUGCCAGGGUGGUAGAUAUUUUUGGAUUCCCAUCCGUUCGAGCGUCGUCGUACCCAGGCUAAAAGCGGGCUAGUGUGACAUUGCCAAAAUGUUCAUCUGGGACUGGUUCACCGGCGUUCUAGGUUACCUAGGGCUAUGGAAAAAGUCGGGUAAAUUGCUCUUCCUCGGCCUAGACAAUGCUGGUAAAACAACACUGCUACACAUGCUGAAGGACGACAGACUGGCACAGCAUGUCCCAACGCUUCAUCCAACUUCGGAAGAACUGUCCAUAGGAAAUAUGCGCUUCACAACCUUCGAUCUGGGUGGACACACGCAAGCACGACGCGUCUGGAAGGACUAUUUCCCGGCGGUGGACGCGAUCGUGUUUCUGAUCGAUGCGUGGGACCGGGGCCGUUUCACCGAGAGCAAAAACGAGCUGGACUCACUGCUCACCGACGAAGCACUAUCCAACUGCCCGGUACUGAUCCUCGGCAACAAGAUCGACAAACCGGGCGCGGCGAGCGAGGACGAGCUGCGCAACUACUUCGCACUGUAUCAGCUGACCACCGGCAAGGGCAAGGUGCCACGCUCCGAGCUGCCCGGCCGUCCGCUCGAGCUGUUCAUGUGCUCCGUGCUGAAGCGGCAGGGUUACGGCGAAGGGUUCCGUUGGUUAGCCCAGUACAUCGACUAAUAGAGUGUGUGCGACAGUAUCAUAGCAAUUCGUUCGUUCGUUCGUUCGUACGUUUUUUGUUUGUCUCGUCUCUCGGGUAUCAAAGGGGUUUUUUUUUACGAGGCGAUGGGGGGUGUGUGUGAGUGAACGUCCGUGGAACCAGAAAAUGGGAAAACGCAAGGAAAAACAAUGCAAACAAACAAAACACAACAACAACAACAAGAAGCCGAAAGUCUUAUUACUUACCUACACACAAACAAACACUUACACACGUACGCGUGCAGGAUAUAAACAUAUUAUUUCCAAUUUUCCAAUAAGAUACGAAUCGGCAGGGGGUUCUGGUUUUUCUUUUCUGAUGAAGGAAAUCCGAGCUUUGUACUGUGGAUUGUGUAGAUGUUGGUAUAGCAGUGCCGGAGACAGAUAGAGCGAGGCAGAGAGAGAGAGAGAGAGAGAGAGAAAGAGCAGGUUUUAAAUUAAUUGAAUAGCAGCGUGCGCUUGGCGCCAAGGAACACAGGAAGCAUUCCCGCUUUUGCUGUAAAAAAAAACGAAAUCUAUUCGUCGAUCGGAAAAUAGACCAGCGGAACACACGAUCAAUCGUUCCAACCCGUUUGCACAUA